Messenger RNA from Stereum hirsutum FP-91666 SS1, 1903 nucleotides. RefSeq names its product MFS general substrate transporter. Gene Ontology annotation, cellular component: fungal-type vacuole membrane. The transcript is spliced from 10 exons. Gene Ontology annotation, biological process: transmembrane transport. Bases 219 to 1757 code for a protein of 512 amino acids. Gene Ontology annotation, molecular function: transmembrane transporter activity. Lineage: Eukaryota; Fungi; Basidiomycota; Agaricomycetes; Russulales; Stereaceae. The record is from RefSeq and is a predicted model, not a curated record.
GGGUCCUCACCAUAUUUAUACCAUAGUGCUUUUCCGGCAGACCUCGAUGUAGCCGUACGUGCCGCCUGACGGCAUCCAAAACAUACUAUAUCAUCGGCCCAAUUGCAGUUCAGUUCUGCAGCUUCUGUGUACCGCUUCUUUCUGACCAUUUUGACUCGACCAUGACACACAUCUGAAUAUUAUUGGCUGCCUUCUAACUCUUCAAGUCUAUCUGCACAAUGUCCAGUCACAGCUUCGGCGCAUAUCAGGAUGAUAGAUGGUCGACAUCGAAUGGUGACCUCGCGAUGCGGACCCCUCUGCCUCCUUCCUCUUCCACUCUCGGACAAACAUCCUCGUCUACAGACGAGAGCCUUGACGAAGUGAGCACGCCCACAAACAGAGAAUCUGAUGGUGGAUCUAUGAGCAACGAAGGAGCUCUUGCUCCUGUCGAUGGAGGCUUUGGAGCUUGGUCGUUUUUGGCUGCUGCAUUUGUAGUGGAGGCCAUUAUUUGGGGCUUCCCAUACGCUUUUGGUUUCUUUCUGUCGGCAUAUCUCGAGGACCCACAAUGGUCGAACCAGAGCAAAGCGAGCAGUCUACUCUCCCUAGUUGGAACCUUGUCAUCGGGUUUCAUCUAUUGUUCUGGUAAAUUUCCAAGCCAUAUCCGGGUGAUCGCCCUUAUACAUCUGAUCUGCUCAGGGACGUUCCUGAAUCCAUUCUUUCGACGCUAUCCUCAACAUCGGAGGACUUCAAUGUGGACAGGUGCUGCUCUAUGCGGUUUUAGCCUUCUUGCUGCUAGUUAUGCAACAAAGGUCAUCGUACUUGUUCUCACGCAAGGUUGCCUCUACGGUAUAGGUGGAGCGCUCACAUAUUUCCCAACACUAUCAUAUUUGCAAGAGUGGUUUGUCCGACGCCGAGGUUUCGCUAAUGGAAUCCUUUUUGCUGGGACCGCCGUAGGAGGGCUUAUUCUUCCUGUAGUGAUCCCAUCUCUCAUCCGCGCCCACGGUACAUCCUUGACUCUCCGUUACCUCUCGGCGGGAACACUUGGGUUGUAUGCUCUUACAAUUCCUUUCAUCCGACCACGACUGCCUGAGAAAAGGGUACACGGCCCUGGAAGGAGAUCCGAUAGUGGCAGACCAUGGCUUAAGGACUGGAGCUGGUGGUUUCUCAUCCUUACGAACACAGUUCAAGGCUUUGCAUACUUCCUUCCGGUCAUCUGGUUGCCUUCCUAUGCUUCCGCACUGGGCGUUUCUUCAUCGACGUCUUCGAUCGUCGUUGCUUUACUGAACGGUGCCGCCGUAUUUGGUCGGAUGUCACUCGGCGCUCUGUCUGACUACUUAUCUCCUUGGCUUCUCGCGUUCAUCACGUUGUCCCUCACAUCGUUUGUAACAUUUGUUUUGUGGGGUGUGGCGGGGCAUGCUGUGGCGGGCCUUCUCGUGUUCGGUGCAGCCUACGGUCUAUUGGCCUCGGGAUUCAGCUCCCUUUACACGGCAUUUGUCAAAUCCAUCGCGAAGGACGAUCUGUCGCUUUCAGUCAAUCUCUUCGGCUUCCUGCUCUUCACGAGAGGGCUUGGAAACGUUCUUUCUUCCCCCAUCUCCACGGUGUUGUUGACCUCCACACAGUCCAUCGCCCACGAAAAAACAGGGUUCGACGUGGAUAAUGGUCGUUAUGAGAAGAUCAUCAUCUAUGUGGGGACUUGUUUCGCAGGAGCGGCAAUGGUAACCUUGGCGGGGUGGAUGAGGGAGAGAAGUCUAGCGGGGGCCCGCAGCAUGAUUGUGUAGUCGAAGUCUGUCUACAGAUGUUCGAUCCAGAGCACAGAAAUACGCCUGUCUAGGCGUUGUUCUACAAACAUCCGUAGAAUCCCAUGUUUUCCAAAAAAAGAGCUUUGUAUACGUAUGAUUGUGCCUAUCUAAGACAUGACCUUGAC